AUGUUCGCAAACCGCCCACCCGUCUUAGGUGUUGCUUUCAGCUGCCUAGCUUUUGGUGUCUUUGGUUCUCCUACGCCUGGGAGGGGCUCAGAUAGCGGAAGUCUGCAGGCUCGUGCCUGGCUCGGCGGCGUCGACGUGAACCUGGCGUGCCAGAUCCAGAAUGGCGACGGAUGGACGUCCCAGAAGAAUGACAACGGCUGCGACGGAUGGGUCUGCAUAAUGGACGGCAAGACGGCCAGCGUCAACAUGGAUGUUGCCUGUGUUACCCAGUACUAUCUCAAUCAGGCAUAUGCUAAAUGCAAGGGAGGCGUGUAUGACUGGGCCUGCUACCUUUGA
Molecule: messenger RNA, 336 nt
Organism: Colletotrichum graminicola M1.001
Lineage: Eukaryota; Fungi; Ascomycota; Sordariomycetes; Glomerellales; Glomerellaceae
Exons: 1
Coding region: 1-336 (111 amino acids)
Source: RefSeq, a predicted model, not a curated record